Molecule: messenger RNA, 870 nt
Organism: Carassius carassius (crucian carp)
Lineage: Eukaryota; Metazoa; Chordata; Actinopteri; Cypriniformes; Cyprinidae
Gene: rrp15
Product: ribosomal RNA processing 15 homolog
Exons: 5
Coding region: 76-849 (257 amino acids)
Biological process (GO): maturation of 5.8S rRNA; maturation of LSU-rRNA
Cellular component (GO): preribosome, large subunit precursor
Source: RefSeq, a predicted model, not a curated record
CAGGAGCGGAACCUUUCCCGAACGCCUCUAGUGUCACACGGACUGUUUAGAAAGUACUCGUAAAUAUCAGUAAAGAUGGCGACGCUCGCGAAGAAGCCACAUGUCGUUGUUGAAGAGGGAAACGAAGCGUUUGGGGUUUCUGAUGACAGUGUCAGUAAUGAUGGAGAGAGUGAUCAGGAGGAAUCUGAUGUAGAAGACAGCGGUGAUGAGGAUAGAAAGAGCGAGGAAGAACAGAAUGGAGACGCUGCUGAAAAUCCCAACACCGGCUGGGCCGAAGCCAUGGCCAAAAUCCUGGGCAAGAAAACCCCAGACAGCAAACCCAUCAUCCUCCUGAAGAACAAAGAGCUGGACAAGAUCAAAGAGAAGGAGAAGAAAGAGCGGCUGGAGAAAAAGAAACGGCUCGAUAAGAAACGAGCAUGGGAGAAUAUGUGUCGAGAGAAGCCUGAUGUGGUUCGAGACCGAGAGCACGAGAGGAACCUACAGAAAAUUGCAACCAGAGGUGUGGUGCAGUUGUUCAAUGCUGUGAAGAAGCAUCAGAAGAACGUGGAUGACAGGAUAAAGGAAGUUGGGGGUUCAGAGAGAAAGAAAUCCAGAAUUCUGUCCUCAGUGACUAAGAAGGACUUCAUCGAUGUCUUGAGAGGAGCGGAUGUGGCUCACAAACCGGCCGUCAAAAAAGAGAAAGUGCAGCCUGUAGAAGUGAAAGGGGAGAAUCCAUCCUGGAGCGUGUUGAGGGAUGAUUUCAUGAUGGGCACAUCCAUGAAGGACUGGGAUAAGGAGAGCGAUGAAGAGCGUGAGGAAGGAGAAGACAGCCUUGAGCCUGCUGAAGAGUACAGCAGUGAAUCAGACUGAUCCAUCACAUGAAGUGCACAC